AUGGCAGAACACAACUACAAGUUCAACGUCACAAUGACCUGCGGCGGCUGCUCCGGCGCCGUCGAGCGCGUCCUCAAGAAGACUGAAGGCAUCAAGAGUUACACAGUCUCCCUCGACGACCAAACCGCCAUGAUCACCACAGAUUCCUCAGCCACCAACGCACCAGACUACGCGACGCUGCUGGAGAAGAUCAAGAAGACGGGCAAGACUGUCAACUCUGGCGAGGCUGAUGGUGUCGUUCAGUCCGUAUAA
Messenger RNA from Cyphellophora attinorum, 252 nucleotides. Its product is annotated as Metal homeostasis factor ATX1. The transcript is spliced from 2 exons. The record is from RefSeq and is a predicted model, not a curated record. Gene Ontology annotation, cellular component: cytosol. The coding region runs from base 1 to 252 and encodes 83 amino acids. Gene Ontology annotation, biological process: copper ion transport. NCBI's taxonomy places the organism in Eukaryota, Fungi, Ascomycota, Eurotiomycetes, Chaetothyriales, Cyphellophoraceae. Gene Ontology annotation, molecular function: copper chaperone activity; metal ion binding.